GCAAAAGGUUUAGUGCGUUUUACGAAUACCGCGUGUGAGCGUGACACACGGCCCGGCUAAUUCCGGUUCCUGUUGUGUGUGGCAUUUGUUCUAGCGGUCAGUAAAGGGGAUUGCAGAUACUCGGUAGUGUCCCUCGCAGGCAAAUAGCAAAUAGAACUUAGCAACAAUGACCACCGGAGCUAAGACGGAAUCGGCGGAGGUGCCCGAUCUGCUAGAUGCACCCGGCUAUCUAGACCCAUUUUCGCGUCGUUACAUGAUGAAGCAGUUCAUCGCAGCGUUGCCGGAGGCGGCCCAACAACGAGUGAACGCCCUCAAACAUCUACAGGUCGAGUACACCAAGUUGGAGGCCAAGUUCUUCGAGGAGGUGUAUCAGCUUGAGUGCAAAUAUCAGCAACUCUACCAGCCGAUUGUCGACCGGCGAAAGGAGAUCGUGGCCGGCAAGGUAGAACCUACGGCUGAGGAAGCGGUCUGGGAAGAGCCACAGAGCAGUGACGAGAACGGUGCGGAGGAGGGAGAGCCAGAAGAGGAUGACGAGAUCAACGAGAAGUUGAAGAAGAUGGCACUAAAUUAUCACAAGGAACUACCCUCCAACGGACAAGGCAUCCCGAACUUUUGGCUGAUGGUGUUUAAGAACACGGAAGCGCUAGCCGAGCUGGUACAUCCGCACGACGAACCGGUGCUAGAGUAUCUGCGCAAUCUAAACAUUGUGUACGAGAAGGAUCCGAUGUCGUACGUGAUCGAGUUCCAUUUCGACACGAACCCAUACUUCAAGGACACCGUGCUGACGAAGAAAUACUUCCUGCGCUGCAACAUCGACAAGGACGAACCGUUCGUUUUUGAAGGGCCUGAAAUUUACAAGUGUACCGGCUGUCCGAUCAACUGGAACCCGGGCAAGAACGUGACGGUAAAAACGAUUAAAAAGCAGCAAAAGCACAAACAGCGUAACGCGACCCGUAUGGUCACGAAGACGAUGUCGACCGAAUCGUUCUUUAACUUCUUCUCGCCACCGCGCGUCCAGGAGGACGACACAGUGGACCCCGAAACGCAGUUCCUGAUCGCGCGUGACUUUGAGGUGGGCCACUUCUUGCGGGCACGCAUUAUCCCGAAGGCCGUCCUGUAUUACACCGGCGAGGUAAUUGACGAUGACGACGACGAUGAUGAUGACGAGGAGGAAGAGGAGGAAGAGGACGAGGAGGAGGAAGAGGAGAACGCGGAAGAGGAGGAGGACGAGGAUGACGAGGAGGAGGAGGAGAAGGAGAGUGCACCGAAACCACCGGCAGCCGCCAGUAAUCGGGCGAAGAAGUCGAAAGGUGGUCGUGGUGGUAGUGCGGGCGGUGCGAAGAAGACCGGUGAUCAGCCGGCCGAAUGUAAUCAGCAGUAGA
Messenger RNA from Anopheles maculipalpis, 1382 nucleotides. Its product is annotated as nucleosome assembly protein 1-like 1. Gene Ontology annotation, cellular component: nucleus; chromatin. Lineage: Eukaryota; Metazoa; Arthropoda; Insecta; Diptera; Culicidae. Gene Ontology annotation, biological process: nucleosome assembly. The record is from RefSeq and is a predicted model, not a curated record. Gene Ontology annotation, molecular function: chromatin binding; histone binding. The coding region runs from base 167 to 1381 and encodes 404 amino acids. The transcript has 2 exons.